Molecule: messenger RNA, 1612 nt
Organism: Phytophthora nicotianae INRA-310
Lineage: Eukaryota; Oomycota; Peronosporomycetes; Peronosporales; Peronosporaceae
Product: prefoldin, alpha subunit, variant
Exons: 5
Coding region: 422-1486 (354 amino acids)
Molecular function (GO): Hsp90 protein binding
Source: RefSeq, a predicted model, not a curated record
CAAUAGCUGGCUGGUCAAUAGAUUCGACGAUGGCAGCACUGGGCGUGAUGGCGGAGGCGGCGAAUGCGCGGCUACUGCAGGAGCGCAUUGAGAGCGUCCGUGAGCAAGUGACGCAGCUGCAGGACCAGGUGGACCGCUUCGACGCCGUAGCCGAUACGCUGACAGAGUUGCCCAAGAAGCUCUCACACAAAGUUAUGGUACCUCUGGGCAAGCGCGCAAUGGUUCCGGGCAAAAUUGUGCGCUCCAACGAGGUGCUAGCGCAUCUUGGAGACGAAUAUUUCUCGUGGCGUUCGACUCCACAGGCGCUUGAGAUCAUUGAACGGAAGAAGAAAGGUGCAGAUGACACUCUGUAUUGCAAUUCUAAGACUGUAUUGAAAAUGGUUUUUAUGGUGUUUCUGCAGCUCUUCGCAAGCAGAUUGAGAUGCAGGAGGAGAAUCUACGGGAACUCAGCGCCAAGCAGACGGAUGUAGGCAGCGUCGCGCAGCUGCAGAAAAUGUACGAGGACGAGAAUAUCCGCGAGAUUCAGGAGACAGAAGAGGAGAGUGAACUCGGCCCGAUCCCUCGUGCUACGGGUGAAGACAUCAAGGAGUACUUUGAGGUUGAGGAGGAGGAACGACUGAAACAGGAACAGGCGGCGUGGAACUGGGACGACAUGAUGAAGCGUAUGGAGGAUCUAGAAGCACGUGAAGCUGCUGGUGAAGGCUUGGAGGACAAGACAACGAAAGAAGAAGAGUCGGCAGAGGCGCAGGCUGCUGCUCUGAAAGCCAAGGGCAAUGAUGCCUUUGCUAGACGGCGAUUCCAGGCUGCUAUUCAGUAUUACUCGCAGGCAAUCGAGCUGGACCCGACGUCUCAUAUUUUGUAUGGCAACCGCGCUGCAGCAUAUCAUCGUCUGAAAAAGUAUAAGCAGGCACUGGACGACUCUGACGUUGCUGUCUCGCUGCAUGAACCGUGGGUGAAAGGACACUACCGCAGAGCGUGUGCAUUGGCUGCACUGGAGCAGUUUGAAGACGCAGCUGAAGCCUAUGAGCGUGCCAUGGAAUUGUGUCCUACUGACGAAAAUCUAGGAGAAAAGGCAAAGCAGAUGCGCGAAAAGGCCAAAGCGAAGGCAAAUGGGGAUAACGUUGCUGCCCAAGUAGCAGAAUCGAAACCCCAGUCGGCACCAGCACCGUCAACAGUGGAGCCUGUGCCUGUCACUUCGCCGUCUUUGAAGCCUCCGGUACCAGCUUCUUCCUCGACUUCGUUCGUCUCGGCUUCUUCUGCAUCAACGGCAUUUUCUGGCAGCAUCGUGGAGCAUGAGAUCACGGAGAAGACGUCGACGCCUGUGUCAGCACCCGUGGCCUCUCCAUUUUCGGGACCUCGGCAGUCACGCUUCCAAGGCACCAACUACACUGGCCAAACCGUGACUCUAGAACCGGUCGGCGAGGCUCAACCGGUGAAACGAGUUUCUCGCUUCAAAGCAGCGAGGGCAGCUCGAGGGUCAAACUAGACCACAAUUUUGAAUGUGAGAUGCUUGAAUGGUACUAGAUUGGCACGACAAGUAAAGCACGCAAUACAGAAAGUCUACGUAGAGGAUUUCACAAUAUAUUUACCAGCCAUCGCUUUGAGUCUGCUA